This is a messenger RNA of Thyridium curvatum, 1065 nucleotides long. RefSeq lists its product as uncharacterized. The transcript has a single exon. The record is from RefSeq and is a predicted model, not a curated record. Bases 1 to 1065 code for a protein of 354 amino acids. Gene Ontology annotation, molecular function: protein binding. NCBI's taxonomy places the organism in Eukaryota, Fungi, Ascomycota, Sordariomycetes, Thyridiales, Thyridiaceae.
AUGGCUCUUAGGCCCCCUCCAAUCUCCGGCUGGACAGUGGACGAGGUGGUGAAACGCCUAGCCCGCAGCUCGCCAGAUGUAUGGGACGCUAUGCCUGAGGAAACCGGUAGUCUCAAUGGCAUAUCACUGUCGCGAAAUCCUCCCUCAUCUGCUGGAGAUCUGGACAAGCUCUCAAGCGAAUCUCUGUUCCUGAUCAUGGAGAGUCUUGACUUCCAGAGUCUAUGCAGCUUCAUGGCAGCCUCCUUCCGCACCAAGGAGCUGGUAGAAUCGAUGGUUCCGUAUCAGGAUCUGCUAAAGUCCGCAUCCUCGACUUUGAUCGUUCUCGGAAAAGCAAACCUAGCCGGUCACCACAAGGUGCGGGAUUUGCAUUCCGCUCUGUUGUCAGAGGGCUGUGUGUCAUGUCGCCGCUUUGGCGCUUUUGUGUUCCUUCCUACUUGCGAACGCGCGUGCCUCAGCUGUCUGCAUCGUAAUAUGCGUUUUUGGGUCCUUUCGGUCAAGGAAGCCCAGGACGCCUACGGGAUACCGCAGAAGGAAGCACAGCAGCUUCCCGGCAUGAUGUCACUCCCGGUCGAACGGCGGCGAGGGCGACGGAGGAAGCUGGUCAGCGUGAGGCUCGCGCGGGACCUUGGUCUAAAGAUCCACGGUUCGCAGCAGAAGAUGACGAGCUGGGUCAUGCAGUCUGGCAAGAUGAAGAGCCAGCUCAACCUGUACAGCUGGUGGGCUGAAGCGGGGGAGAAGCUCCUCGACUGGAACACAGACGAUCCCCUCACCCCACCGAUGAGUUCGUAUUUCGGCUUUGCCUCGAUAAGAUUUCCACAUCUGUACCGUGACCAGACGGUGGAUCCUGGGUACUGGUGCGAAGGGUGCAGAUUCUGGAGGCAGCAGAUCAGCGAAUUGUCCAACUAUAGUCACGCGAUGGACUAUAUCUGUGCAACACCUGAGGAUGAGAAGGAGCUUGCCAGACGUCAUAAUGAGGAGUUACGGGAGUGGUCGAGAUCUGGGCUCAGGGAGCAUGUUCUCACUUGUCCUGGGGCUCAGGAGCUGGCAAGUCGUUCAGAAGAUUGA